ACGUGUUUGUAUAAGUUGGUUAUGUUUAACAUAAAUAAAUACGAUACUUUAGAGUUUAGAUGACCUAAAAUAGUCUACGGAGGCAUGUCGGCUAUUGGAAUUGAUCUUGGGACAACAUAUUCAUGUGUCGCUGUCCUUAGGAAUGAAAGAAUCGAAAUUGUUCCAAACGACGAAGGAGACAGAUUAACACCAUCAUGUGUUUCUUAUUCCGACAUCGAGGUAUUGACUGGGAAGGCGGCAAAGGAAGAAAUACCAUUUAAUUUUGAAAAUACUUUGUAUCAAAUCAAGCGACUUAUCGGCAGAAAAUUCGAUGAUCCAAAUGUCCAACAAGAUUCAAAAUAUUGGGGAUUCAAGAUUAUUAAUCAAGAUAAUAGACUCAAAAUACAGGUGAAUUACAAACAUAAAGCAAAAACAUUUUACCCAGAGGAAAUUAGUGCGCUGAUAUUAAAGCAUCUAAAAGAAUCCGCUGAGAAUUACAUGGGUUCCAAAUUCACCGACGCUGUUAUAACAGUACCAGCUUAUUUCAAUGAUUCUCAACGUAAGGCUACAAGAGAAGCUGGAAGAAUAGCCGGUCUCAAUGUUUUACAAAUGAUAAAUGAACCAACGGCUGCGGCAAUUGCCUAUGGAUUAGAUAGAGAGAAAAAAGACGAGCGCCACGUUUUGAUUUUUGAUCUCGGUGGUGGAACAUUUGAUGUGACACUGAUUACAAUAAAAGAUCGAGUGUUUGAUGUCAAAGCAACAGGAGGAGAUACCCACUUGGGAGGGGAAGAUUUAGACGACAGGAUGGUGAAACACUUUGUUGAAGAAUUUAACGAACAAAAUAAAGUUGAUAUAUCAGAAAACAAAAGAGCAAUGAGCCGACUUAGAAUUCAAUGUGAAGCAGCUAAACGAAAAUUAUCCGUAAAUAUGAUAGCAAAAGUUCAAGUCGACGGCUUUCACAACGGGAAAGAUUACAAAACAACUAUUAGUAGAGCUAAAUUUGAAGAAUUGAACUACGAUUACUUCGAGCAAAUGCUCGAAGCAGUGGAUGUUACACUAUCUGACGCAAAGUUUAAUAAAGAAAAGGUUGACGAAGUCGUAUUGGUUGGUGGAUCAACUCGAAUCCCAAAACUGCGUAAUAUGAUCCAAGAGUAUUUCAAUGGCAAAGAAUUGUAUAAAACCAUAAAUCCGGAUGAAGCUGUGGCACAUGGGGCUGCCGCACUUGCUGUUGAUCUUAGCACAGAUGCAUCUGCAAAAAUAAAAGAGUUUACUCUUUAUGAUAUUGUGCCUUUGCCACUCGGCAUCAACGUUGUCGGUGAUAUCAUGUCGGUGGUUGUUAACAAAAAUUCGAAAAUUCCCUCUAAACACUACAAAACAGUCACCACUGUUGCUGAUAAUCAAACAGUAAUUAGCUUUUCGGUUUACCAAGGCGAAAGAACGUCGACCAUGCACAACAAACACUUGGGCUCCUUCAGUUUAUCGGGAAUUUCUCCUGCCCCACGACGUGUACCCCGUAUAGAUGUCUGCUUUGAUAUCGAUUCCAGUAGUAUUUUAACUGUUACAGCAAAAGAUAAAAUUACUGGGAACAAAAACAAUUUACAACUUGAAGCUGCUAAAUUGAAACUUACCAUGGAAGAAAUAGAACUUAUGGUGCAAGAGGCUGAAAAAUAUAAAUUGGAUGAUAUUGAGCUCGGAAACAUCGCAGACAUGAGAAUAAAUCUGGAAACUUUGGUUUUCAACGCAGAGGAAUCCGCCAUUUUUCUUGAUUCACAGGGAAAUUUGAACAAAGAAGAUAAAUGUAUAUUAUUGAAUAAAUGUGAAUCAGUUUCUCACUGGCUAAACAAAAACAAGAAUGCUUCAAAGGAAACUCUAUUUCAACAACAAAUUGAAUUUCAGAAUUGCUGCCACCCAAUAUUCAUACGAAUAUGCAGGGAUAAACAGAUUGCAGAUGGUAUUGCAUCUGAAAACAAGAAGAUAGAAUUCAAUCAAAUUCGCAUAGAACAAGACAAGGUGUCAGUCAAAAGCGAGUAUGAAGUAAAAAUACAACAGUUGAAAAACAUUCAACAAUCCGUUUCAAACAAACUAAGCGAUGAAGGAAAAAAUUUACAAUCAGACGUGAAAAAAUAUGUGGGACGAAUUAGGCAUUUUGUCGAAGAUUAUCCAUACUCAGAAAUGCUCUCUUCCGAGGAAAGAAAGAUGCUAUUGGAGCAAUACAGUGAAGCCCUUUGGAUUGAAAAUUACCGGAACGUUACAAGCAUAGAAAUACGCGAAAAGCUGCAACAGAUAAUUGAAGUUUGUGAACCCAUAUUUGAAAGAUUACUUCAGAAUGCGGUUAAACGGUUUUCGGAACCAGAAAGAAAGGAAAGUUUAUCCGAAAGAAAAAUACGACCCGAGACGCCAAAACGACCAAAUAAAAGUACCAGGCACAUACAAUAUCACGAGCCCAAAAGAGAAGAUAUACAUCAGGAUAAAAAGUCAAUGUCAGCUGAAAACAGAAACAGGCAGAUAGUCGGCAAUGGUCAGAGUCAGUAUAAGUCAAAGAUAUCUUCGCUUCCGAAUUCUCCAAAGCCUUCUAAUAUUGGAAAUACGAAGAGGAACGCAACUCCAGUACUGAAUAAAAAUAACUAUUCGGAAAAACUUCAUCAAGAGCAAUCAACCGCCACCAACCGCCAACAACUCCCCAGCAGAAUUAAAAAUCAAAAUCAAUCAGAUCUGUCUAAUUACACGGUAAUCACACCUGAAGGCCAGAACUUUUCUGUCCAAGGAAAACAGAUGCCGAAAGUGAGACAUAAACCAGCAGCAACACCGGCGCCACUGAGAAAUGAUGCAGAUUAUGAUAAAAAACGCAAUCGACAGGAUCUGAGAAGCCUCGUCUCUAUUAUUGAAGGAAUGUUUGAACAGUACGAUACGGCAGAUAGACAAAAACUUUGCGUGAAAUGCAACGAUACCAAAAACUGGCUCAAGAACAAAAAUCCAAAAGAGUACACAGAAAAGUGGAACAAACUCCACAAAGAUUGGCAAAUUGUCGUAAAAAAGUAUUCCGAGCCACGACCAUCUUCUGGAUGGAAAAAAUAACGAUUGUAUAGUCAACGAAUCCGGAUAGAUCGAAUAUCAUAUGAUUGGUAUUGAGAUUGUGAUGAGAUCGUUAUUUUAUUAAAGCAAAACAA
Molecule: messenger RNA, 3146 nt
Organism: Styela clava
Lineage: Eukaryota; Metazoa; Chordata; Ascidiacea; Stolidobranchia; Styelidae
Source: RefSeq, a predicted model, not a curated record